This is a messenger RNA of Rosa chinensis, 822 nucleotides long. RefSeq lists its product as uncharacterized. Gene Ontology annotation, molecular function: nucleic acid binding; zinc ion binding. The transcript has 4 exons. The coding region runs from base 1 to 822 and encodes 273 amino acids. The record is from RefSeq and is a predicted model, not a curated record. NCBI's taxonomy places the organism in Eukaryota, Viridiplantae, Streptophyta, Magnoliopsida, Rosales, Rosaceae.
AUGGAGAAUCUCUUAAGGUCCAAGGAGUACUGGAACCUAAUAGAGACGGGAUACAGAGAACCUGCUGAAGGAGAAGCUGUGACUGCGGGUCAGAGAAAAGUUCUUAAUGAUAUGAAGCUAAAGGAUUUGAAGGUGAGAAACUACCUGCUUCAGUCCAUUGACAAGAGCAUACUAAAGACCUUGCAACAGAAGGAAACAUCCAAGCAUAUAUGGGAUUGUAUGAAGUUGGGAGAAACAGUAGCUGACUACUUUGGCAGGGUCAUGACUAUGGCCAAUGAGAUGAGGAAUUAUGGAGAAGACAUGCCGGAUGUAAAGAUAGUUGAGAAGAUUUUGAGAACGCUCACGGAGAGGGAUGGAGGGGAUGAGCAAGCACUUAAAGUCACAUAUGAAGCUGGCAACCGAGGAAGAGGACAAGGAGCUAUGAGACGAAAUGGUGCAGCAAGAGGAAGAGGCAGAGGUAGAGCCUUCAACAAGGAAAUGAUCGAGUGCUUCAAAUGCCAUCAAUUAGGGCAUUUCCAGCACGAUUGUCCUAAAUGGGAGAAAGCAACCAACUAUGCCGAGCUAGAUGAAGAAGAAGAAUUGCUUCUAAUGGCCUACGUUGAAAACAACAAUGCAAGUAGAGAAGAGAAUAAGCAAUGGUUUGCUGAGUUAGAUGAGAGCUAUAGACACUCGGUUAAACUUGGAAAUAACAUGAGAAUGCCUGUAAUGGGAAAGGGAAGUGUGAAAUUGCAAAUUGGAGAUGUGAAGCAAGUGGUGUCCGAUGUGUAUUAUAUCCCUGAUCUGACAAACAAUCUAUUCAGCAGGGGCGGAACUAGAAUUUAA